Molecule: messenger RNA, 1155 nt
Organism: Scomber japonicus (chub mackerel)
Lineage: Eukaryota; Metazoa; Chordata; Actinopteri; Scombriformes; Scombridae
Gene: stx6
Product: syntaxin 6
Exons: 8
Coding region: 29-796 (255 amino acids)
Biological process (GO): Golgi vesicle transport; intracellular protein transport
Cellular component (GO): membrane
Molecular function (GO): SNAP receptor activity
Source: RefSeq, a predicted model, not a curated record
GAAGAAGCUCUGAUGGACUGAAGUAAAGAUGUCGAUGGAAGAUCCGUUCUUUGUUGUUAAAGGGGAGGUGCAGAAGGCAGUGAACGCAGCACAGAGCCUCCAUCAUAGAUGGAGCGAGCUGCUGCAGGAGGGGGGCGGAGCCUCCAAGGAGGAAAUGGACUGGACGACCAAUGAGCUGAGGAACAGCCUGCGCUCCAUCGAGUGGGACCUGGAGGACCUCGACGAGACCAUUAGCAUCGUGGAGUCCAACCCAAAGAAGUUCAACCUGGACACAGCAGAGCUGAUGAAGAGGAAGGCCUUCAUCACCAGCACCAGGCUCACUGUGAAGGAAAUGAAAGAGCAGAUGUCGAGGCCGGCUGUUUCCUCCACGGACAGAAAGAACAAACAGGCUCUACUUGGUGAGCGUGGGGCUCAGGGUCCGAUCUGGCAGCCGGGUCCUGAUAAAUACAGCCGACUGGACAGCCAACUGCAGAACGCUAACUCUCAGUUCAUAGAGGAGCAGCAAGCUCAGCAACAGUUGAUGGCCGAGCAGCAGGAUGAACAGCUGGAGCUCGUGUCAGGAACCAUCGGUGUCCUCAAAAACAUGUCAGAGAGGAUCGGCAUGGAGCUGGAUGAGCAGGCCGUGAUGUUGGAUGACUUCGGCCAUGAGAUGGACAACACUCAGUCAAGACUGGACAACGUCAUGAAGAAAUUGGCCAAAGUGUCCCACAUGACCAGCGAUCGUCGGCAGUGGUGUGCUAUUGGCGUGUUGCUCGCCAUCCUCUUCGUGGUCAUCCUUCUCUUCUUCAUCCUCUGAUUGAGUUCCUCUCCUCUCAGCACGGAUGUCUUAAUCCUGUGUCUACUGGACUCUGCUGAACUCUACAGUUCUAUAUCCACCUCUUGUACUGUACUGGACUCUACUGGACUGUACAUUGUGCUUCUUGUCUUCACCCCUUGACCCGCAUUAUCACCACCAACCUUCUUCCAGCCUUCAGUCUCUAGCUGCUGUCAGCUGAUUUGCUGUUAAGCCUGGUUCUACUGGACUGUCCUGGUUCUACUGGACUGUCCUGGUUCUACUGGACUGUCUUGGUUCUACUGGACUGUCCUGGUUCUACUGGACUGUCCUGGUUCUACUGGACUGUCCUGGUUCUACUGGACUGUCCUGGUUCUACUGGA